Molecule: messenger RNA, 2825 nt
Organism: Geodia barretti
Lineage: Eukaryota; Metazoa; Porifera; Demospongiae; Tetractinellida; Geodiidae
Source: the annotation of a GenBank genome assembly
UGAAACACAGAAGAGCAGAUACAUUGAAUAAAGCAAAUGUGAGAGCCUCUGAAACACCUGAGCAAUUGCUGUAACCGCCAAGCUAAAACUCUCUGAUGCAACUGGCCUGUGUUGCAGGGAGACUCUACUGGCUCCGUCGACAACGCAUGGCCCAGCAUACAGCAACGCUACAACGGGCGUGUUUUGCGCCAAGGGUUUGCACUUUAGUGCUUUUCAUUUUACACUUAGUAGAAGGAAUGUGAACUAAUGGUGAUGAAAGGGUAGUUAAAUUAUUUUGCUAUGCAUAGUAAUUAUACAAUAAUGUGACGUUAAUACAUCCCUACUAAUCCUUGAGAAAGAAACAAGAAAAGGGUGUGUAUGACAUCUUUUGAUUACUCUUGUUUUCAGGCCUUGUACUGGUACAGAGCAAAAAACUCAAGUGGGCAAGAGGGCCUUGUUCCAAGAACAUAUUUGGAAGUAGUUUCUGAUGAAGGGAAGGAGCCAUGUAAUGAUGAAAGCGACAGUGACUAUCUUACAAUGAAAGGUGCCACUGAGGAACAACAUAAUAUUGGACAACCCAACGAUCCUGCCCUAUUGGAGAUGAUGCGAAUUCACGAGAAAGAAAAGAAAAAGAGAUUACCAGCUGGAACACUUGUUAUUGGGACAUGCCAAUUUUCUGGAGAGAGCCCUGAGGAUAUGCCAUUCAAGGUUUAUGAGGAAAUGUCACUGUUAUAUCCAAAGCAAGAUCUCUGUUGGUACUAUGCACAAAAGACUGACUACCCAGAGGUGAAGGGUACAAUUCCAAUUACUCACGUCAGACUUGUGUAUAUGUCAGAUGAUGAUGAUGAAGGUGACACCAUCUACAAUGCACCUGCUAAUCCUGCACAUGACCGGUUAUAUGACGAUAUGAAUGACUUCUUUAGACAAUCAGGGUGGUUUUCUCACCCUGGAUUACCCCAUGGAAAAGUUGCUCUACAGCAUGUCAUAGCAAAGAAGGCUGGUCUUUCAUUUGAAAAGUUUAUGGCUAUGGAGCAGGCUGUUUAUCUCUUUGAUUACAGGCAUGGGGAAAAGGUAUGUAUGAACCCACCAGUAAGUACAUCUUUACACUGUGUGGUAGUGAGUUUACUUGUGGCAUUUUUUUGAAACCCAUCAAAAGUGAUACAUACCUGUGUGUUAUUCACUUGUUCUUGGGGUACUGCAAUACCUUUUUACUGGUCUUUGUAGUACUGCUAGGCUGGAAUAGCUCAACUAGGGCUUAGCAUUAAGGGCACACAGGCACCAAAUUUACUCCAGUGACUACCAUAAUUUUGUUUAAUGAUUCUUGUGGCACCAUGAAGCCUGUGUAUGCAGAGAGAUACAUAUCACACGUAUACAUAGAUAACGUGGACCAGCUGCAAUGUGAAGUUUGCUGGUCCCUUAUUCUUAUCCUGUUUAUCCUUGCAUUCCAUAUCACUAAGUACAGUGUAUAGGGAUGACACAGGUUGCCCUGCAUUAUACCCAUACAUUUGAGAUUUGUACGUUUUACUUUCAGCAGAUCCCACUUCUGACGUAUAUAUCAGUCUGAUUCGUAUGGUCAAACAAAGCUUGUAACCGAGACAUGCCUUCAAUCGUAUAUAUAUAUAAUUGAUUUGUUCAGUUUGUAAAAUUCUUCGUCUUUGUUCCUGUUGUUCACUUUAGACAAGCGUAUCUCAAAAACCAGGUAAGAUUAAACUUUGCACAGAGAUCAGAAUCCAUGACCUGGUGUGCAAGAGCGUUUUAUUACAAUUUGUUUACAUUUAAACAACAAAUAACAACAAAAACAUUAUGAUAGAGACCAAUAAUGUGUGCUAACUUGGUAAGGCUAAUAUACCCAGAGUGUACACAUAUGCAACCCAAUAUAGGGAUGCCAUAAAAAGGAAGGAGACAGGGAUGAUCUAGUGCAUGUGAUGCAGUAGUACAAUAGAUGAUACAUCUUCAAACUGACAUUUCUUGCGCAUUUAAACUUUCCUUCCCACAAGCCCUAUAUUGUCGCCACUCUUACUCAUGAAAUGAGUUUUGUUUAGUGAAUGAUGUAGUGUGAAGACUGGCAAAGGGAUUCUGUAUGGAAAGCCGCAUUGUAAAACUGGUUAGUUGAGCGAACAUUGAAGUCUUGGACUUUAAAAUAGGGUGAUGAUCCAAAACUAGGACCUAUUAGCUACCAGUCUUAUGUGCAUAGGAAACGAGUUAUAGCUGCAAAAUCAUACGAUAGAGAUCACUCGUGAUUUGCGGCAAUAUAAGGCUUGUGUAGAGGAAAAUUUACACACAAUGUCAGUUUGAAGAUGUAUCAUCCAUGUACUACUGCAUCGCAUGCAUUAGGUCAUCCCUGCCUUGUCUCCUUGCUUUUAUGGCAUCCCUACAUUUUACACAUUUUAAUUUGGAGAAUUUUUUAUUUACUUGUAAACCCUUUUGUAAACCCUGGUCCUAAGUUUUCUUACCUGUAGGUUUGUUAACGUUAGUUUGAUGGUGUUUUCACUAGCCAAUGGUCAAUCAAAAAGAUCUCUGUGAUUGACCAUUGGCUGGUGAAAAUACUAACGUUGACUACGUAUGUCUCUUAACCCGGCCACACAGGCAUCUGCAGGAAUGUAGGUUUGUUAAAACUGAAUGUUUCAGAAUGUCUCCAUUCUGCCACAUGUAUAUGUGGCCUAGGAGCUUUCUUUUGACCGUGUUUAUUUGUCUAGGUAUAUGUUGGUUCUGCCAGUAACCUGAAUGAUGAAAUAUGCAAGCACUUUGAGAAUUUUGGGAAGAAAAGAGCAGAUAUUACUAACAUUGACGAUGAGCUCUGUCAUCACACUGAGAGUUCUGAAUGGGAAAUACAAGUGUGGUGUCCU